This is a messenger RNA of Elephantulus edwardii (Cape elephant shrew), 2856 nucleotides long. RefSeq names its product ADAM metallopeptidase with thrombospondin type 1 motif, 15 (gene ADAMTS15). The coding region runs from base 1 to 2856 and encodes 951 amino acids. The record is from RefSeq and is a predicted model, not a curated record. NCBI's taxonomy places the organism in Eukaryota, Metazoa, Chordata, Mammalia, Macroscelidea, Macroscelididae. The transcript has 8 exons. Gene Ontology annotation, biological process: extracellular matrix organization; proteolysis. Gene Ontology annotation, molecular function: metalloendopeptidase activity; zinc ion binding.
AUGCUUCUGCUGGGCAUCUUAGCCUUGGCUCUCGCUGGACAGACGGCCAGGGGCUCUGAGCCAGAGCAGGAGGUGGUCGUCCCGAUCCGCCUGGAUCAGGACAUCAACGGCCGCCACUACUACCCGCGGGGGCCAGAGAACGCCGGUGACCAGGGCCUCAUUGUUCAGAUCACAGCGUUUCAGGAGGACUUUUACCUCCACCUGAUACCCGAUGCUCGCUUCCUGGCGCCUACCUUCGCCACAGAGCACCUAGGUGUCCACCUCCCAGGUCUGACCGCGAGCUUUCCGGAUUUGCGACGGUGCUUCUACUCUGGCGAUGUAAACGCUGAGCCGGGCUCUUUCGCCGCGCUGAGCCUGUGUGGGGGGCUCCGCGGAGCUUUCGGCUACGGCGGAUCGGACUACACCAUCAGUCCGCUUCCCAACGCCAGCGCGCCAGCGGCACAGUGCAACAGCCAGGGCGCGCAUCUCCUCCAGCGCCGGGCCGCCCGGGGCAGGGCCCCAGGAGACUCGACCUCCCGCUGCGGAGUGGCCUCCUCGGGAUGGAACCCGGCCAUCCUACAGACCCUAGACCAUUAUAAGCUGCGGCAGCCCAGCUUAGCGGAGGGUCGCCGCGGGCGCAGGGCCGGGCGAGCAAAGCGCUUCGUGUCGAUUCCGCGGUAUGUGGAGACACUGGUAGUGGCGGACCAGUCCAUGGUCAAGUUCCAUGGUGCAGACUUGGAACAUUAUCUACUGACGUUGCUGGCCACUGCAGCACGCCUUUACCGCCAUCCUAGCAUCUUCAAUCCCAUCAGCAUCGUUGUGGUCAAGGUGUUGCUUCUUGGGGAUCGAGACACUGGGCCAAAGGUCACCAGCAACGCAGCCCUGACGCUGCGUAACUUUUGCGCUUGGCAGAAGAAAAUGAAUAAAGUGAGUGACAAGCACCCCGAGUACUGGGACACCGCCAUCCUUUUCACGAGGCAGGACCUGUGUGGCUCCACCACCUGCGACACCCUGGGCAUGGCAGAUGUGGGCACCAUGUGCGACCCCAAGAGAAGCUGCUCUGUGAUUGAGGAUGAUGGGCUUCCAUCGGCCUUCACUACGGCCCAUGAGCUGGGCCACGUGUUCAACAUGCCCCAUGACAAUGUGAAAGUAUGUGAGGAAGUGUUCGGGAAGCUCCGAGCCAAUCACAUGAUGUCCCCAACUCUCAUCCAGAUUGACCGGGUCAGCCCCUGGUCAGCCUGCAGUGCAGCCAUCAUCACCGACUUUCUGGAUAAUGGGCAUGGUGACUGCCUCCUAGACCAACCCAGCAAGCCCAUUGCCCUACCCGAGGAUCUGCCAGGUGCCAGCUACUCCCUGAACCAGCAGUGCGAGUUGGCUUUUGGGGUGGGCUCCAAGCCCUGCCCUUACAUGCAGUAUUGCACCAAGCUAUGGUGCACAGGCAAGGCCAAGGGACAGAUGGUGUGCCAGACCCGCCACUUCCCCUGGGCAGAUGGCACCAGCUGUGGCGAUGGCAAGUUCUGCCUCAAAGGGGUCUGUGUGGAGAGACACGAUGUCAGCCAGCACAAGGUGGAUGGCUUCUGGGCCAAAUGGGAGCCUUAUGGCCCCUGCUCCAGGACAUGUGGAGGAGGUGUGCAGCUAGCUCGGCGGCAAUGCAGCAACCCAGCCCCUGCCAGCGGGGGCAAGUACUGCGAGGGGGUACGAGUCAAGUACCGGUCAUGUAGCCUGGAGCCAUGCCCCAGCUCAGCCCCUGGAAAGAGUUUUCGGGAGGAACAGUGUGAAGCUUUCAAUGGCUACAACCACAGUACCAACCGACUCACCCUGGCUGUGGCCUGGGUGCCUAAGUACUCAGGUGUGUCACCCAGGGACAAAUGCAAGCUUAUCUGCAGAGCCAAUGGCACUGGCUACUUCUAUGUGUUAGCUCCCAAGGUAGUUGAUGGCACUCCAUGUACUCUUGACUCUACCUCUGUCUGCGUCCAAGGCAAGUGUAUCAAGGCUGGCUGUGACGGGAAUCUAGGCUCCAAGAAGAAGUUUGACAAAUGUGGAGUGUGUGGUGGGGACAACAAGAGCUGCAAGAAGGUGACAGGCCUCUUCACCAAGCCCAUGCAUGGCUACAACUUUGUGGUGGCCAUUCCGGCCGGAGCCUCAAACAUUGACAUUCGUCAGCGAGGCUACAAGGGCUUAAUUGGGGAUGACAACUACUUGGCCCUGAAGAACAGCCAAGGCAAGUACCUGCUCAAUGGACACUUCGUGGUGUCAGCUGUGGAGCGGGACCUGGUGGUGAAAGGUAGCCUGCUCCGCUACAGCGGCACAGAGACUGCAGUGGAAAGCCUGCAGGCUUCCCGGCCCAUCCUAGAGCCGCUGACUGUGGAGGUCCUGUCUGUGGGGAAGAUGACACCGCCCCGGGUUCGCUAUUCCUUCUACCUGCCUAAAGAGCCUCGAGAGGACAAGUCUGCUAACCACAAGGACCAUCGGGGCGCCUCUGUGCUGCACAAUAGUGUGCAGAGCCUCUCCAACCAGGUGGAGCAGCUGGAUGGGGGGAUCCCUGCUCGCUGGGUGGCAGGCAGCUGGGGUCCUUGCUCUGUGAGCUGUGGUAGGGGCCUGCAGACCCGGCUGGUGGACUGCCAGAACUCCCUGGGGCAGCUCUCACGCUCUGCCUGUGAUGUGACCCAUCAGCCAAUGGAGACACAGGCCUGUGGGGAGCCCUGCCCAGCCUGGGAGAUUGGGACCUGGUCUCCUUGUUCCAAGAGCUGUGGCCGAGGGUUUAAGAGACGUCCACUUAAAUGUAUGGGGCCAGCAGGACAGCUGCUGGCCCGGCACCAGUGCAGCCUGCACCGGAAGCCUCAGGAGCUGGACUUCUGCAUCUUGAGGCCCUGCUGA